Messenger RNA from Anopheles cruzii, 1158 nucleotides. It is a transcript of the gene Hand, whose product is annotated as heart- and neural crest derivatives-expressed protein 1. The coding region runs from base 1 to 1158 and encodes 385 amino acids. The record is from RefSeq and is a predicted model, not a curated record. Gene Ontology annotation, molecular function: RNA polymerase II transcription regulatory region sequence-specific DNA binding; DNA-binding transcription factor activity, RNA polymerase II-specific; protein dimerization activity. The transcript has 6 exons. Gene Ontology annotation, biological process: developmental process; regulation of transcription by RNA polymerase II. Lineage: Eukaryota; Metazoa; Arthropoda; Insecta; Diptera; Culicidae.
AUGUACAACAAAAUGUCUAGUUACGAGUCUGCCUCGUCCGAAGGCGAUCUGUGUCAGCCCGUCUGCGAACCCGAUCCGUACUACGAAAAUGGGGGCAGCUACUACACGCAACUGUAUCCCGCUGACUCUCAAAACCCAGGAACGCAGGUGAUCACGAUGGACGAGGAGGGCUACUGGGGAUCGCCGUGUAGCUCGACGAAUGAAUCACAACAACCGGAAGGUGUCGGAACGGGCCAUCCGCCACACCACCGAGAGCACUCGGCCGUGAGCACUAUCCGGUUGACCUCCCAUUUGCCCCAAUCCUGUGAUCCGUCGUCCUCGACGUCGUCCUCAUCUUCUUCGUCGUCCCCGUCGUCCUGUUCCGUGGCACCGUACAGAGGUGGCCCUCAACAGCAUCCGAUCGGAGGUUUCGAGAGUCUCCGGUCUCCGCAUGAUGCAGACGGUCAUCACCACAAUCAUCACCACCAUAAUCAUCAUCACCAGCAUCAUCAUCAGCAGCAUCAGCAGCAGCAACAGUCUCCGGUCUACGAUUGUGCCAUGGUUUACGAGAAAAGCGCCAACGUAUACGUUCCGGAUGAAGGAUACUACGGUGGAAACGGAACACAUCCGGUGGAUGUGACAUCUGGAGGCGGGGGCCAGAUGGCAGGCACCAGCGCCGCUGCCGGUGACCACACGGCAGCCGGGCUCCUGCACGCCGUACCAUCGUCCUCUUCGUCCUCGCUGCUCUCGUCGUCCGUUGACGUCGUCCCGGGAAUCGGACCUCCGGUGGUGCGUGUGGUCAAACGGCGCAACACGGCCAACAAGAAGGAACGCCGCCGGACGCAGAGCAUCAAUUCGGCGUACACUUCGCUCCGGGAUCGCAUUCCGAACGUUCCAAACGACACGAAACUGUCCAAGAUCAAGACGCUACGACUGGCAAUCUCGUACAUCGCCCAUCUGCUGGCGGUCGUAAACGGCAACCAAGAUCCGUCGUGUGACUUCCGAGCGGAGCUGGUGCCUUCGUCGCGCAAGAUCAACGCGGAACGGCGGGCCCAGAAGUCGUUGUUGCAAAACUUUUCCUACAGCGCUGCUAACAGCACCGAGGGUCGCAAAAUCAAGGGACGCACCGGCUGGCCACAGCACGUCUGGGCACUGGAAACGAAGACGUCCAUCAAGUAA